Messenger RNA from Thamnophis elegans (Western terrestrial garter snake), 698 nucleotides. RefSeq names its product lanosterol synthase-like. The record is from RefSeq and is a predicted model, not a curated record. The coding region runs from base 59 to 616 and encodes 185 amino acids. NCBI's taxonomy places the organism in Eukaryota, Metazoa, Chordata, Lepidosauria, Squamata, Natricidae. Gene Ontology annotation, biological process: triterpenoid biosynthetic process; cholesterol biosynthetic process. Gene Ontology annotation, cellular component: lipid droplet. Gene Ontology annotation, molecular function: lanosterol synthase activity. The transcript is spliced from 5 exons.
UUUAUGCCGGUCCUUAUGCUACUGCCUGCAGGCUUCAACCUUAGCUCAGAGAGACAGGAUGGAUGGAACAUAUUUACGGAGAAGAGGAGGCCCAUAUAAGACAGAACCAGCCACAGACUUAACCCGCUGGCGUUUGAGUAAUGAAGAAGGUCGGCAGCGGUGGCGAUAUCUAGCAGAUGGCGAGGGUGUGGAGCGGGAGCAGACUGCCCUGGAGGCUCAUUCUCUAGGGCUGGACACAACUAAAGUCUUCCCAAUCUUGCCUACAGCCUGUACUGCAGAAGAGGCAGCGCUAAAUGGGAUGAAAUUUUUUGCAGGCCUACAAGCAGAGGAUGGUCACUGGGCUGAGGAUUAUGGAGGACCUCUCUUUCUGUUGCCAGGACUUCUGAUUGUGUGCCAUGUUGCUAAGAUUCCACUCCCAGAAGAAAGUAGGAAGGAGAUGGUGCGUUACUUGCGUUCAGUGCAACUCCCAGAUGGAGGAUGGGGCCUACACAUUGAGGACUUGUCUAAGGUAUUUUCUACUGCUCUGAACUACACGGCCAUGCGUAUUCUUGGAGUCAGCGCUGAUGAUCCAGAUUUAGUGAAGGCUCGAAAUAACCUCCAUAGCAAAGGUGAAUGACCAGUUGGAGCCUGGAAAUAAAUGUGGCUUUUAUUUUUCAUUUUACCAUCAUUUGAUGCCUUUGGAAAAAAGGACUCUCUGC